AUGGCAAAUGAAGACUUUCAAAUUAUUUAUAAUGGUCCACUUGCAGAACAGUUAGCAAAAAGCGAAACUCAUAACCACCAAAGUCAAGACAAUGUUGGUGAAUCUCAAGAUUUUACAAAUGAAACAAUUAUAAAUGAUUUAUGCAAAUUGCAUGAAAAAGAAAUCUAA
Molecule: messenger RNA, 168 nt
Organism: Cetraspora pellucida
Lineage: Eukaryota; Fungi; Glomeromycota; Glomeromycetes; Diversisporales; Gigasporaceae
Source: the annotation of a GenBank genome assembly